Salvia miltiorrhiza (redroot sage) is the source of this 1230-nucleotide messenger RNA. RefSeq lists its product as uncharacterized. Bases 86 to 577 code for a protein of 163 amino acids. The transcript has 3 exons. Lineage: Eukaryota; Viridiplantae; Streptophyta; Magnoliopsida; Lamiales; Lamiaceae. The record is from RefSeq and is a predicted model, not a curated record.
CGGGAGUUGGAGAACGAAUUCUCCAUACCAAAUUAAUUUUCGAAGCAUACUACCUUUUCGGUGGAGAAGAAACGCAGUUGGAGUCAUGGCUUCGGCUCAACAAGGUUUGGUUGCAGGUAGCAACGAGAUUGCUAAGGGCAAAGGCUGUAAGACAGACAAAACUCGGAGAAGCUGGUCGACAAAGGAAGAAGAGAUACUGUUGGCUUCACUAAAGGAGCUCGUCGUUCUUGGCUGGAAAGCAGAUAAUGGGUUCAAGGCAGGCUACUUACACAAGCUGGAGGAGGCGAUGAGGAAGGAGUUUCCUGAUACGGAUAUUAAAGGGAUGCCCCACAUCAAUUCGAAAUUAGGCGCUUGGAAAAGAAAUUACAAUUCUCUAUGUUUGAUUCUGGACAAGACUGGAGUGGGCUUCAACUCGAAAGGGACUUUCAUGAUUGAUUGCAACAACGAGCAAUGGGAGCAGAUUGUAGUUGUUGAUAAAAAUGCUGGCACGAUGUGUUUCAAGAGUUGGCCAAUGUUUGAGGGAUGGCAAGAAGUCUUUGGGAAAGAUAGGGCAAUGGCAAAGCUGCAGAAUACGUAAUGGAGGCACUGAAUGAGAUGUAUCAGGCAGAUAGCAUUGGUGGUUCUAACCAUGGAACGCAGCUGGAUGAAGAAGGGGAGAACAACUACGUAGGCGAUAGUAUUUGUCAAAGUGACGGGAGUGCAUCAACAACAAAAGUUUCAAAGAAGAAACGAAAGGCACGCGAUGAAAUGGAGCCAGUUUUAAUGAUGCUAGGUGAGAUCAACAAGAACACUGGGGCACGGAUAGACAACCUUGCAACUCGUGUUGGGUAUGAGUGGGAUUUGGGAAAGGCAAGGCAGACGGUGUACGAGCAGUUGGGCAAGAUUCCUGGACUUUCGAUGACGGACAAAUUCAAUAUAUGUGAAAUAUUGGCUGACAAAGUUCAACGCCUUGAGAUAUUUAUUGGUCUGCCGGAGGAGGCGAAGUCGGAGUAUGUCGCACACCUUCUUAAUACCAAGAAAGAAUAGCUAUGUGCUAAACUUAAUGGGGCACUUUUUGAUUGCUGCAAAUUAUGCUUUUGACCAUACUUGCUGCAGUAGAAUUAGAUGCAAGUAUAUGUGAAGCAUCAUUUCUUUUGUGAUUGCUGCAAAUUAUGCUUUUGACCAUACUUGGUGCAGUAGAAUUAGAUGCAAGUAUAUGUAAAGCAUCAUUUCUUUUGUAAUUAAACGCUA